AUGACCGUCCCCAGCUCAGAGGACACACACGUUCUUAUCAUCGGCGCAGGUAUCACAGGCCUUAUCCUCGCACAAUCUCUCAAGAAGGCCGGCAUCCGCUACUCCAUCUUCGAAAAGGAAGUGUCUAUGAACUAUCGCAGCAAUGAAUGGACGAUGGCUAUUCACUGGUCUCUCGACCGUCUGCGCGACCUCCUCCCCGCCGACCGUUUUGCGCACAUGGAAUCCGUCUCGUGCAACCCAGACGUUGCCCUGAACGCGGGCGGAAACUAUCCCAUCAUCCACGGAGAAACUGGUCACUUGAUUGCCGGUGUGCCGUAUGCCAAAGGACUGCGGGUUCCGCGCAGUAAGAUGCGGGAUCUGUGUAGCAAGGGGAUUGACGUCCAGUAUGGAAAGAAUCUGAUCGAUGUGGCGUUCACUGAAAGCCAUAAAGGAGUAGUUGCAUUGUUUGAUGAUGGUUCCAUGGUUGCUGGAACUAUCCUCAUCGGUGCGGAUGGGCCUCGCUCGAAGGUCCGUGAGUUUGCCAUGGGAUCGGCCGAAAAGGCGGCUGUUAGCCGCUUCCCUAUUUUUCAUACUAACAUGACUGUUACCUACAACGAUGCCGAGAAAGCUAGAUAUGUGAGGCAGCGUUUUCCGACGAGUUAUCUGGCUUUGAGUGAUAGGUCGUAUCAUGCAUUCCAAUCUAUCUCGAGCAUGCCUGAUGGUCCCGAUCACCCUGAAUCUUGGAUAUUUCAUUUGGCUAUGGCCUGGUUCAUGGACCACGGUCAACCUGCAACUUACCGCGAAAGACUAGAUAUGAUCCGCGAGAAAGCCCAGAGUCUCGCUGAGCCAGCUCGGUCCUCGUUCACUUGGAUCCCGGAUGAUACGCAGGUCCAUAAAGCUGAUAUCAGCUACUGGGUUACUCAGCCUUGGGAUAAUCGACAGGGAAGAUUGACGUUGGUUGGGGAUGCGGCGCAUCCGAUGCCGCCGUACAGAGGACAGGGUCUCAAUCACUGCAUAUGUGAUACAUCUCAUCUUUUGGCUGGUAUUCAGAAGGUAGUGGCUGGGACUGCUACUCUGCAGGAGGCGAUCACUGCGUACGAAGCAGAGAUGAUUCCCCGCGGUCACGAUGAAGUCAAGUGCUCAGUAGAAAACGGGUAUAUGCUGCAUGAUUGGGAACAGGUCCGUGAGAGUCCUGUUUUUCGACAAGGCUUCCGGCCUAUGAGUGGGCACGAUCGUGGUACUACGAUUGAUACUUAUGCUGUUUACGUCCCAUUGUAUCGCGCCUCCGAUGGUAAUAUUCGACAACACAAAGGACGGGGAUAUAUCAGCAAAGCCACGUGCGCCAUUCCCAGAUAUGGGAACCUGGGCACCCACAGGGCAUGUGUCGUGAUACCCGAGCUAGCCCGUAAGGCUGACAGCCUUUCUAUGGGAAGACAUCCCUCAGGCUGUUGGAGACGCUCACGUUUGCUGAAAUGUAACUCCAACGCUUUGUGCCAUUCCUCCUACCGCAAUUCAUCGGUACUGUAUUUAACGAUGGCCUCUGAACGCCUCUACGCCUUGACAAUUUACGGCUACCGCAAGCCAGGUAUGCCUGAGGAUGAGUAUCAUUGUUAUCUAAGUGAUCACCAUGCUGUUUUGGUGAGAAACCAUCUCGUGAAGAUGGGUAUUGUCAGAUACACUCUGACGCACAACACGUCCGAGACAAAAGAGAUGAUGAAGCGUAUUUUUGGAAACCUUCCAGAGGGCCAUACUUCUGAUUGCGACUGCUUGGCCCAGAUUAUCUUUCGUGAUGUGGAGGAUUAUGUCCGCGCUCGGAAUGACCCCUACUACAAGGAAGUCAUUUUUCCCGAUCAUGAGAAUUUUGCCGACUCAAACAGAACUCAGUUUGUGACUGGCUGGGUGGAGUGCCAUAUUGUUGAUGGGAAGAUAGUCUAG
Messenger RNA from Aspergillus neoniger CBS 115656, 1914 nucleotides. Its product is annotated as FAD/NAD(P)-binding domain-containing protein. The record is from RefSeq and is a predicted model, not a curated record. Gene Ontology annotation, molecular function: oxidoreductase activity; FAD binding. The transcript has 8 exons. Lineage: Eukaryota; Fungi; Ascomycota; Eurotiomycetes; Eurotiales; Aspergillaceae. Bases 1 to 1914 code for a protein of 637 amino acids.